AUGGCCCCCUCACAAUACGUCUCACUCCCGAUUGCGUCAUGCCUGGCCGUGGACCUCCCAGGGUGCGGUGUCUCUGGGUUUGAGCCUCGAAACUGGGAUGCUUACUCUGCAGACGCCAUCAUUGAGCUGCUCGAGACGGUGAUCGAAGACCACCGCGAUGCGGCGGGCGGGCAAGGCGUGGUUCUAAUUGGCCAUAGUAUGGGGUCGUCCCUCGCUGCCCUGCUCGCCAACCCACGGAAGCCCAAGACAUCACUCCACGAACAUGUUCUGGGUCUGGUUGGCAUAUGCCCCACUGCAGGCCAGUUUCCUCCAGAGCGGGUCCGCAUGAUGCGGGCAGGGCUCUAUAUCCCCGAGUUCAUCUUUAACCUGUGGAGAGCUUGGGACCGGCGCGGGGGGCUCGAGAGUCCGAGCGUGCACCGGUUUGUUGGGGCUGGUGCUGAUGUCGAGACGAAGCGACUCCAGUACAUGUACAACUUUCAAAGCAAGACACCCGUUUGGCGACGAAUGGCGUGGGGCGCGCUGCCCAACUAUUCGAACGGUGUACCUUCAAACGGGAUAGCGACAUUGGAUGUCUGGGCAGGAUUGAACAUUCCCGUGUUCCUGGUCGGCGGGUUGGACGAUCAAGUUGUGCCCCACGGAGAGGUCGACAAGAUUGUAUCGGUUCUCUCAGAGGGCAACUCCGAGGUUGGCUCAGAGGCAGGCGGUGAUGCUGCGAAGAGCAGUAGCGAAGAAAGCAUCCCCGCAAACGGCGGGGCAGGGCUUCCGCAUCUACCUCAGCAUCCGAAAAAAGUCGUGGUCAGCACCAAGCUGCCUAGCCCGGCAGGGCACGGCUUGCUGUACGCGGCAUCGACAGUCCCCAUCCUCGCCGGGCUCAUCUCGGAUUUUCUCUCGACCCACGUUACCGGACGCCUUUCUCUCGGGUGGCAGCUUCAGUAUCUCUGCCGCGACGGGAAAUGGGACGUCAAGAAUCUCGAAAAGUGGCGCAACGUUGCCCCAGUUUCUGGGCCGAUCGGCGGAGUGUUCCGGGCCAUAAAGACGCUCCGGGAAGUCGACGAGGAGCAUUGCCCGAGGGUAUUCGUGGAAAAAUGGGGGAAGGUCAUCAAAGACGUUAUCGACAUAUCACACGACAAUCCCGUCUACAACCCGAACGGCCUUGACAAGGGCGGUGUUCACUACCACAAGUAUGGCACGCUGUCCAAGGUGCCGCCAAAUGAGACGGAAAUCCGCGGGUUCGUCGAGCUGGUGGAUAAGAUCCGGGCAGAGCAGAAGGAGAAGGCCAGGGUGGAGGGGUGGGACGAGGGCUACGCUAUUGGCGUGCAUUGCCAUUACGGGUUCAACCGGACAGGGUUUCUCGUGGCGUGCUACCUCGUCGAGCGGUGCGGGUUCACUGCGAAGGAGGCUAUCGAGGCGUUUGCCAAGGCCAGGCCUAAUGGGAUCAGGCAUGAGCAUUUCCGGGACCGGCUGUAUGUGCGGUACUCGGGAGUCAAGAGCGACGCAUGA
This is a messenger RNA of Chaetomium globosum CBS 148.51, 1500 nucleotides long. RefSeq lists its product as uncharacterized. Gene Ontology annotation, molecular function: protein tyrosine/serine/threonine phosphatase activity; mRNA guanylyltransferase activity. The coding region runs from base 1 to 1500 and encodes 499 amino acids. The record is from RefSeq and is a predicted model, not a curated record. Gene Ontology annotation, biological process: 7-methylguanosine mRNA capping; dephosphorylation. The transcript is spliced from 2 exons. NCBI's taxonomy places the organism in Eukaryota, Fungi, Ascomycota, Sordariomycetes, Sordariales, Chaetomiaceae.